Echinops telfairi (small Madagascar hedgehog) is the source of this 1006-nucleotide messenger RNA. RefSeq names its product GINS complex subunit 2 (gene GINS2). Gene Ontology annotation, cellular component: nucleus; GINS complex. Lineage: Eukaryota; Metazoa; Chordata; Mammalia; Afrosoricida; Tenrecidae. The record is from RefSeq and is a predicted model, not a curated record. The coding region runs from base 1 to 606 and encodes 201 amino acids. Gene Ontology annotation, biological process: DNA replication; double-strand break repair via break-induced replication. The transcript has 5 exons.
AUGUCGGAGCCAUUUGAGAGCGGCUGGCUCCGCCGUGAUGCUCGCGGCAGGGCUGGCGUCUCCCCAGCCAAACCCAGGAGCCCCUCGAGGCCCCCCAGGGAGGGGCAGGCUUGCUGCCAGAAUGUGCCUGAGCCACAGGGGGACCUGGGGCCCUUCAACCCCGGGCUUCCGGCGCGGGUGCCGCUGUGGCUGGCGGUGAACCUGAAGCGGAGGCAGAAGUGCCGGCUGCUCCCGCCCGACUGGAUGGACGUAGAGAAGUUGGAGGAGAUGAGAGACCAUGAACGGAAGGAAGAAACUUUUACCCCCAUGCCCAGCCCGCACUACAUGGAGCUCAGCCAGCUGCUGUUGAAUCAUGCUGCCGACAACAUCCCUAAAGCAGACGAGAUCCGCACCCUGAUCAAGGAGACGUGGGACACGCGAAUAGCCAAGCUCCGGGUCUCAGCUGACCGCUUUGUGAGGCAGCAGGAGGCACACGCCAGGCUGGACAACCUGACCCUGCUGGAGAUCAGCACCAGCGGCGCCUUCCUCACGCGGGCCCUUGGCCGCAUGUACCGACUGCGCACCGGCCUCCAGCCCCCUGCCGGCACCCAGUCCCAGGACUUCUAGAGCCAGAUCCAUGGGGCAAGGCUGCUGGGAGAGUGCUUCGGAAAUGAGAGGUACUCCUGGUUCUGAACGUGUGGAAAAGGCUAACGAUGCGAGCCGUGGGGGGUGACGCCGUCGGAAGGACACCGUCAAAAGACGGCUCCAUGAGCAGUCCCUGGGUCCACAUCUCUCUAGGGCCAGCCUUUCUUUGGGGGGGGGCUGGUACAAACUGUCACCUUGUGUGCUGUGCUGCCUUGAAGGUGCACGCAGUGGAUGUGGCUUGGACUUGAUUCCCUGUGUUCUGGACAGGCUCUUGGCUGCCCUUGGCAUCGAGCAGGACGCUCCCCAGAGGGCCAGCGGGCAGGGCCUUCAGAGCCGACUUGGAGAAGCGAAGCACCCCCAGACAAUAAAUGCAUAGACCGAA